UUCAUUCACUUAGAAACAAGAGUAUGACAAACUUGAGCAAGUCGAAGGAUUUAAGCGGAAUCGACAAUACUCAUAUCAUCCUAUCUCCCCCGUCAAUAAGUUGUGCUCCAGCCUCGGUGCCGGAUACGUACACGUAAAUUUCACCGUUGCCAACACCAACCACUACCGCCAACUAGUACUGGUUUCUCUCUUGUAUCGAUCCGACCCCCACUCAAUGCCGUCAAACAGCUUAGAUCUCUUACUUGAGACAUUAUCCGAGGAUAUGAGUCCCGAGAUGGCGUCGCUCCUCGCGGACCCUGCGGUGCAUGCAGACUGUGUGGUCUACCUCGACACCUUAUUUAGUAGUCUGAGCGAUCUCCUCCUUUCUUCGCUCCCGCCAUCAAUGUCAGACACGGGAACUACUCAGGAGACACACAAAACGAUAGUCGAAGAAAUCGCGGAGCUUUCGUCGAAGCAGCGCUCGCUAGAGGCCAGGUUGAAGGAGUGCACCGUGUCGAAGUCGCUGGCAAUCGUGGAAUCAUCGGUGAACCUUUUCACGUUCUAUGAGGGUUUCCAAACGAAGUUUGACAACAAAAUGGGCACUCUCCAAACCGAGAUAAAGGCAGUAAAGUCGCAGAAGUGGAAGCAGCCGGUGCCAGAGUCUAAGCUCAUGAAUGUGGAUUCCACAAUCAACAUCCUCAACAACCUUCCGUUGCUCACAGAUCUUCUUGAACUACCAUCCCUUAUCAAGAUCUGUAUCAAACAGGGAAACUACCUGGAAGCUUUGGAAAUCAACCUCUUCAUCAAGCGGCUCCUUAUCCGCUUCUCGUCUUCCGAGGCCCGAAACAGCCAUAUCAGUAUUUUGCACAAGAUCCAGCGCCAGGUUGCGCUUGAGUUGAACGAGAUGAUGCUAGGGUUGCUCAAUCUCUUGAGCAACGACUUGAAGCAGUCGUCGUUGGUCAAAACAAUGGGUAUUCUUGCGAAGCUCCAACCGUUCCUGAACUCUGCCACCCACAACGAGCUCAAGGUGAUAUAUUUCAACGCUAGGAUCAACUUUAUCAUGAAGGAGUUCUCGUACUUACAACCACUUCUUAAGACCAAAACCAUCCAGAACUUGGAAAAGUACUUGAAGCGGUCGAUUGAAAUUGUCAGAGAGUACGGAUACUCCACCAUUGCCACGUACCAAGGUAUAUUCCCCAACUCUGACGACUCUGUCUACGUCCACAACUUUCUACAGACUGUGUUGACCGCUUUACUCCAUAUCCUUGUCGCCGAAUUGCCCGUGAUGCUUGUCGCCAGCCCUGCCCCAGGACAUAGCUCCGGAUCCACCACUGAUGCGAAGACGUUGAAGGAUGGCUUGUUGUUACAGUUGUACUACUGUUUGUUAUCCCUUUCGCGAGUCGGUGGGCAAUCUUUUCAGUUCAUGUUUGUCAACGGCCUUGUAGACAGGGAGAUAAUGGAGGAAGAAGAGUGGGCUGCCGUCGAGGAGAAGGUGAACAAGAACCGGGUUUUUAAGUAGCUAAGGAUACCGAUGAAUGAUAGUAUGGGUAGUCUUGAGCACAUGGGAUUCGAGGAGUUUACCAAUGGGUGGGAAGAAGUCUUCAGAUCAAGGACGAACGUCAGAGGCAGCUGAACAAUUUUUACAGUAGAGCUUAUGGCGACUAAGUUCUACUGGCAAAAUGAU
Babjeviella inositovora NRRL Y-12698 is the source of this 1663-nucleotide messenger RNA. RefSeq names its product Golgi transport complex subunit. Lineage: Eukaryota; Fungi; Ascomycota; Pichiomycetes; Serinales. Bases 215 to 1498 code for a protein of 427 amino acids. Gene Ontology annotation, cellular component: COG complex. The record is from RefSeq and is a predicted model, not a curated record. Gene Ontology annotation, biological process: cytoplasm to vacuole targeting by the Cvt pathway; intra-Golgi vesicle-mediated transport. The transcript has a single exon.